AGCUGAAUUCUGUGUUUAAUUACGCCGUGCUAUUCACACAUCCCUGAGCUUUGCAAUAUUUGAUUGGCGCUGAAGGAUCACUGAAGCCAGUUGGCUGUGAUUGCAUGUGGUCCUUCCAUGAUAGUGAAGGACUGCCAGUGCUAGCGUGAUAUCACCCGAUGAAAACGAUGCUGCUGCUUCACUUUCUUUCACCGUACCUGUGCGUUUGUCUCCAAGUGAUCUGCUUAACUUGUGCCAGCUCGGAGUAUUCUUCUCAAAACGAGUCCGAGUACGAUUUCGGGGAUUACCGAGGUAAGUGGUGCCUAGAUGACCACGGAUUCGUGUAUACUAUUGGAGAGACCUAUUACCCGGCCCCGAGCGCUUGCCCCUGCAUUUGCACAGAAGAGGGCCCCCUGUGCGUAAAGCCGCGGUGUCCGCGGGUUCACCCGCGCUGCUCUCGGGUGAGCUUCAGGUCCUGCUGUCCCUACUGCGUGGAGAUAAGGAACGUCUGUGAGUACGGAGGGAAGAAGUACAAGUUGCUUGAAGAGUUUGAGCUAUCGCCCUGUGAACGGUGCCGUUGUGAGGCAAACAGAGAAGUGUACUGCAUGGUUGCUGAGUGCCCAUCCCUCCUGUGUGUGGACCCAACAUAUGAGCCCCACCAGUGCUGCCCGAUCUGCAAAAAUGGGACGAACUGCUUCGCGGCAAACACCAUUAUCCCGGCGGGGGUGAGUGUGGAGGUGGAUGACAACACGGUGUGCUUUUGCUCGCACAAGGACGGAACCUGGGAGACGCAACACCAGGCCACCUGCGUAAAACGCGACAGCGCAAACGAGCGCCAGCUAGAGCAGAUGGAGGCCCACCAAUUGCUCCCUGAGACGGAAGAGAUACCGUAGACAUGCUGAAGGGCAGUGUCAAGUGAUGUCACAGCAUGCCCCCUAAUGCAAGACCAUAUCCCUUGCCCAGGACCGAUGUGUGUCUAACGCAUUUGUUCUCGUUUUCCUGCAUUGAAGAAAAUCGAAUUGAUUAUACUGAAGGCUGAUCGAAAUUAUUUAACGAGAAAUUGGGUACUGGUUUGAAAUACCAGGGUUAUUGUAAUGUAUAUGUUAUGUAAUGUAUUCUGCUGGUUGGUCAAAUAAAGGACUAAUACCCCCUAAUA
This is a messenger RNA of Polyodon spathula (Mississippi paddlefish), 1135 nucleotides long. RefSeq names its product von Willebrand factor C domain-containing protein 2-like. Lineage: Eukaryota; Metazoa; Chordata; Actinopteri; Acipenseriformes; Polyodontidae. The transcript is spliced from 3 exons. The record is from RefSeq and is a predicted model, not a curated record. Gene Ontology annotation, molecular function: protein binding. Gene Ontology annotation, cellular component: AMPA glutamate receptor complex. Bases 159 to 872 code for a protein of 237 amino acids. Gene Ontology annotation, biological process: negative regulation of BMP signaling pathway.